Molecule: messenger RNA, 1747 nt
Organism: Lucilia cuprina (Australian sheep blowfly)
Lineage: Eukaryota; Metazoa; Arthropoda; Insecta; Diptera; Calliphoridae
Exons: 6
Coding region: 437-1660 (407 amino acids)
Source: RefSeq, a predicted model, not a curated record
GAAGAACUUGUCCUCAAAUGAUAAAUACACAAUCCGGCUAAAUCAGCCAGAAGCUAAAAAAAUUAAAUGAUUCGCUCGCUUUUCAGUUUUUUUUUUUUAAUUUUAUUUUUAUGAUUAUUUUACAAAAGCCAAUCGAGUUAAACAAACGCACUUUAAACAACUAACUAAACCACACCACAUCCUCCACAACUAACAACCAAAAAAAAAAUAAAUAUAGAAAAAAAUCUGCUAAAGACAGUUUUCAGUUGGCGAUUGUGUUUGUGUUGUUGUUUUUUAUUUUUUGUUUCAGAUACCGAAACAAUCGAAAAAGUAUUAGAGAAAGCAGUCACUCUGAUUCAGAGUUAAAAUUAAAGAAACGGAAAAGAUAAAAGUUUUCCUCCAACUCCAUAAAAGGAAAAAAAGUUUUGCAGAGUUUUUAGUUUAAAUACUAAAGGCCAUGAAAUUGUUAAGAGUGUUGGAAUUGUUGAGUGCAACUUUGCCGCUUGUGUUUCUUUUAAAUUUGUCCUCUUCUAAUAAAGUGGCAGCAUUAACGAAAUAUGUAAACGACAUUGAUUUCUAUAACGCCUCUAGUGCCCAUGUGGGUGGAUGUGGUGUCACUUUGGAUUUAGAUGAGAAUAGUAGCAGGGUAACAAACUCUACAACACGAGUAUUAAACAACAUGAAUGGCACAGCUCAUUCUAGGGGUAAACGUUUUAUUGCUUUUCCAGUUGGUUCAUCAUUUUCGACUGCCGUUUGUUUGACAACUGGUGUUGUUGGAAAUCCUGAUUAUCGAUAUUUAAGUAUGGGUUUAAAUUGGGGAAUUGCUUAUGAAUUACCAAACACAACAUGGGUGCUUCAACAUGCCAAUGGCUUUGGUCCCAAACAUAAAGAGAAGGUUGCUAGUCCACAAAUAAAGCGUAGACAUCGUCGUGAUCUGUAUGGAAAAUUGGAAACUCUAAUAAAUGGAACAAGUUCAAAUAUGGCUAAAACAGUCAUGUCUAAUGUAUCAUACCCGUCCUCGUUGUCUUCAACAUCUGCAACCUCAUCUUUGUGUCCCAUAUUAUUGUCAUCAUCAUCAACAUCACCAUCAUUAUUAUUGCAGAAGCAGCAACGUUUACUUUCUCGUCCAAAACGUUAUCUUUCAUUUCCGGAAGGAUCAUCAUUUUCCGUUGCUGUUUGUUUUACUGUGGGCAUUAUUGGUAAUCCCAGAUACAACUACAUGAGCUUUGGCCUAAAUUGGGGAGUAGCAUACGACUUACCCAAUACCACAUGGAUUCUAAAUCAUUUGCAUGGUUUUGCCAAAAGACCCAUACCUGUAGCCGUAUGGCACAGACGAUCGAAGCGUUCUUUAUAUAAAGAAAUUGAAAAUGUAGUUAAUAACAUGGGCUAUAAUGGACGCGACUGUAUAUUAAGAGCUUUAUGCGAAAGUCGGCAAUAUUUUCAAAAAACCAAAAUGGGCAUGAUUGGAGAAAUGUUAAGAGUUAUUUUUAGUCUACCCAAACAGCGCUUAUUUACAAGGGAAUUAAGUGAAAAUCCAGAUAUUGGCUUAUACGAUGGCGCCUAUCGGAAAGCUCGUUCUAUUAGUGACUGUUCCGAACAAUACGAUUGUGAUUUCUCAUUACUGGAAUUGGCAUUUGGUAAAUACUCCACCCCUCCUAUUGGAUACUAUACUAAACAUUAAAUUUAAUAUUUAAAAUGUUUUUGUAAUUCUACCAAAAUUUGUACCAAUUCUAAAAAUAAAAUGAACGAAUUCUGAAAUUAUUGUAAA